GGGGAUGAGAAAGGAUUGAUCCUAGAUAAGAUUGUAGAGGAAACUGAUCCUUCCGUUGUUUUGGAGCUGGGGACGUAUUGUGGCUAUUCAGCUAUAAGGAUCGCUCGGCUUUUGAAGCCAAAGGCUCGGCUUUUGAGCAUCGAGUUCAACUCGGAGUUUGUUCCUAUCGCAAAAGAAAUUAUCGAGAUUGCUGGACUCAACGAUAAGGUGACCAUCCUGGAAGGCCAUUCAGAAGACAUUAUCCCACAACUGAAGAAGAAAUACGAAGUGGAGAAGGUGGAUUUUGUCUUUCUGGACCACUGGAAAGAAAGAUACGCCCCGGACACCAUCUUACUCGAGGAAUGUGGCUUGCUGCGGAAGGGCUCCGUCAUCCUGGCCGACAACAUCAUCUACCCCGGGGCUCCAGAGUUCAUCAAGUACAUCCGUAGCAACAAGCGCUUUGAGUGCACCAACUACCCCUCUCACCUGGAGUACAUGCAAGUGGAGGACUCCAUGGAGAAGGCCGUCUACCUGGGCCCCGACGCUUAGUAGCAUUUCGCAGCCAGUCCCACGAGGCUGAGCACCCCCCUGUAGUCCUGUCUGUGCUUCAGAUUUUCGCUUUCUGUAAUUUGGGGCCUGUGAUGAACGUGAAACAGGAGAGAACUGGGCUAGAAGAGAGAGAGAGACAGCGGGCGAGAGAGCGAGCCUGUGCGUAUAACUAGGUUGAGAUCAGCCCCUCUUCUAUAUUAGUGGAUGUUUGUUUUCCAUUAGUGUGUCUAAAAAUGACAAGGCCAGAAGGUCAAGGCCAAAUGACAAGACCAAGGCUUUGAGGCCAAAAUGUCAAGAAGUGAUAGCCAAUGCUCCCUCUGAGCUGCGGAGUGUUGUGAGCAAAAAUU
Molecule: messenger RNA, 875 nt
Organism: Gekko japonicus
Lineage: Eukaryota; Metazoa; Chordata; Lepidosauria; Squamata; Gekkonidae
Gene: COMT
Product: catechol-O-methyltransferase
Exons: 4
Biological process (GO): developmental process; catecholamine catabolic process; dopamine metabolic process
Cellular component (GO): membrane; axon; dendrite
Molecular function (GO): catechol O-methyltransferase activity
Source: RefSeq, a predicted model, not a curated record